Messenger RNA from Sphaerodactylus townsendi, 3445 nucleotides. RefSeq names its product phospholipase C delta 1 (gene PLCD1). NCBI's taxonomy places the organism in Eukaryota, Metazoa, Chordata, Lepidosauria, Squamata, Sphaerodactylidae. The record is from RefSeq and is a predicted model, not a curated record. Gene Ontology annotation, molecular function: phosphatidylinositol-4,5-bisphosphate phospholipase C activity; calcium ion binding. Gene Ontology annotation, biological process: lipid metabolic process; phosphatidylinositol-mediated signaling.
UCUCCUUUCGCAGCGGAGGCGAGUCACACUCUGUGCCUCUGGCUGUUUUUCGAAAUCUUUGCUGGGCAGCUCCAUGCUGCAAAGAGAGAGAAUCUGAGCAGGCUGGCCUCGCCAGCACUUUUUCCAGGCCCUGUAAGAAGCAGAGAAGGAACUGAUUUAUCCCAGGGAGGAAGUGGAGCGCAGAACUGCCGGAGAACCGAUUAGGUUGGCUCUGCUGAACAUCUGGGCGCACAUCUGCUCCAGCCCCGGAGUGCUUUCCGGUUGCUGGGCUCGCAGACUUCACGAUGGAGCUCAAUGGCACUGCCUUAGCCCGGAAUGGUUUACAAGAUGACAACGACCUCAAUUUCCUCCUGAGGGGGAGCAACCUGCUGAAAGUCAAGUCCAACUCCUGGAGGCGAGAGCGAUUCUACAAGCUUCAGGAAGAUUGCAAGACCAUCUGGCAGGAGUCCAAGAAGAUGCUGAGAUCCCCGGAGUCACAGCUCUUCUCCAUAGAAGACAUUCAGGAUGUGAGGGCAGGCCACAAGACGGAAGGGAUGGAAAAAUAUGCCAAGGAUGUCCCUGAAUAUCGCUGCUUUUCCAUCAUCUUCAAAGACCAGAGGAAAAACCUGGACCUCAUUGCUAGCUCCGAGGUGGACGCCAACCACUGGGUUGUGGGCCUGGGGAAGAUCAUCGCAAAGACCAACUCCAUGAGUCAGAGACAGAAACUACAACACUGGAUUCACGCGUGUUUGCGGAAGGCGGACAAGAACAAAGACAACAAGAUGACCUUCAAAGAGCUCAAGAACUUUUUGAAAGAAGUCAACAUUCAAGUAGAUGACAACUAUGCGCGGCAGAUCUUUGAGCGAUGUGACACAUCUCAGACAGACACCUUGGAAGACGACGAAAUUGAAGUCUUCUAUAAGUUACUGACUGAGCGGGAAGAGAUCGGCGGCAUCUUCUCGCGAUAUUCUGACACCGAACAGAUCAUGUCGCUAGACAACCUGGUGAGAUUCCUCCAAGAAGAACAACAUGAGGAGGACGCAGGACUGGAGAUGGCCCGCUCUCUGAUUGAGAGAUACGAACCCAACGAAACUAUCAAACAAGAGCAGGCCAUGACUAAAGACGGCUUCCUGAUGUAUUUGCUGUCCGAUGACGGGAACAUCUUCAAUAAGGUGCAUCGCCAGGUGUACCAGGACAUGACCAAACCCCUCAACCACUAUUUUGUGUCAUCUUCACACAACACCUACCUCAUGGAAGAUCAGCUGAGGGGGCCCAGCAGUACGGAGGCUUACAUCAGAGCCCUGACGAAAGGAUGCCGCUGUGUUGAACUGGAUUGCUGGGACGGCCCUAAUUCGGAGCCGGUUAUUUAUCACGGCUACACCUUGACCUCUAAAAUCCUUUUCUGUGACGUCAUCAAAGCUAUCAAGAACUAUGCUUUCAAGACCUCUCCUUAUCCCGUCAUCCUCUCCCUGGAGAAUCACUGCAGCCUCGAGCAGCAGAAGAUGAUAGCGCAACACAUGCAGACCAUCUUGCAAGGCAUGCUCCUCACGGCCCCCGUGAACUCCAACAAGUGCUUGCCUUCGCCAGAGCAAUUGAAGGGGAAAAUUCUCGUGAAAGGGAAAAGGCUGAGCUUGGAGGCGGAAGACGUCUCUGAUGAGGAUGAAGCGGCUGAAAUGGAAGACGAAUCCGUGAAGAUCGAGGUGGAGAGCAAAAAGUCGAGUGACAAGCUGAAACUGGCCAAGGAGCUGUCAGACACCGUCAUCUACUGCAAAAGUGUCCACUUCGAGGGUUUCGAUGACUUAAAUCCCCGGCCUUUCAACGAGAUGUCCUCCUUCACUGAAGGCAAAGCUCUGAAGCUGGCCCAGGAGUCUGGGACCAGCUUCAUCCAUCACAACAUCAAGCAGCUAAGCCGGAUCUACCCAGCAGGGUGGAGGACGGAUUCAUCCAACUACAAUCCGGUUGACAUGUGGAACGUGGGUUGCCAGAUAGUGGCCUUGAAUUUUCAGACCAAGGGUGCAGAAAUGGACGUCUACCAGGGCCUGUUUCAAGACAACGGCUUUUGUGGGUACGUCCUUAAACCGGACUUUCUUCAAGACCUGAAAUCCAAAUUCAGUCCCAAAUCCAUCACAGAAGGGCCGUGGCGGACGCGGAAGAAAUUUCGAGUUAAGGUAAUCUCCGGUCAGCAGCUGCCCAAGGUGAACAAAGGCAAAAACUCCAUUGUUGAUCCAAGGGUGAUUGUUGAAAUCUAUGGUGUCCAGCGGGACAACGACAAGAAACAGACCAGAGUUAUCGACAACAAUGGUUUUAACCCAAACUGGAACGAAACCUUUGAAUUCCAAAUCGACGUUCCCAGCUGCGCUCUGGUUCGUUUCAUGGUGGAAGAUUUUGACACGUCCACCAAAAACGAUUUCAUUGGGCAGUUCACAGCCCCCUUCACGAGUCUGAAGCAAGGCUACCGACACAUAUCUAUCUCCGGCCCGAAGAGCGGGAGCCGGUAUCACCGAUCCGCCACACUGUUUGUGCAUAUCAGUAUUCGGGACGUUUAGUGGAAAUGCGGCCAUCUUCUCCGGCCGCUCCAGGAAUCUCUCUGUCUUCGUGUUCCAAAGGAACUUGGACUCCUAGGCUGGAAGGAAAGACUCUGAACUCCACCCUACUUUCCAGCCUCUGCAGGAUCCUUAAAGACCCAAGAUGUGACCGAAGCAGUUCAAUCCACCCGCUUAAAUGUACAAACAGAACUUGGUGCAUUUAGGUCUGACAAUCACUGCACAAAACUUAUUUAAAGGGGGUUGCGUUUUUCCAGAUCGUGUGAGGGCCGGGGGGGGGGGGGGGGGGGGGUGCUACGAUCUCUCAAGGGACUCAGGUGCACUAAAGAGUUAAAACGUUGAAAAGGCACCACUUUUCAGAAACAUGCUCAAGGGGAGUAUAGCUAGACUGUAGUGAUGGGGCGCAGAAUUUCCUGGAUUACAUUUGAGGUUUGAACUCUCAGAUCUUAUCCACCAGUUUAUGUUCUCCGUUGUAUAGCUGAUGAAGACCUGCCUGUUUGGGGCUUUUUGUCUGGUAAUACAUGUCCGUACUAAAAAAAAAUGUAUAGAUGGAAGAAAGGAAGGGGCGGGGCAGUCUUAUAGUCACACCCCUAUUUUCGUACUCCUUGAACCAUUUCCAUUUCAUUUUAAAGAGGUACACAAAUGGGAAGGCCUUUUUCCCAUUUCUGCCCAUAUAGAUUUAUCCUAUUUAUCCUAACUUUCUAAAAUCCCCAAUUUGUAAAAUUGCUGUAACAUUCCAAUUUUUGAAGCGAUACAAUUUUUCUUAGUGAAUGACCUACUUAACACCUUUUAGGCAUGCUUUGUGUUUGAAAUUUUCCAUGAAAAAACGAGAACUAGAAACUUUCAGAGAAAUGGCAAAACCGCCCGACUGGAGCCUGGGUAUUAGACUGCUAUUGCAUUGUAUAAAAUUUUAAGUGAAGGAA